Messenger RNA from Histoplasma capsulatum G186AR, 1701 nucleotides. Its product is annotated as GDP-mannose pyrophosphorylase A. Gene Ontology annotation, biological process: biosynthetic process. The transcript is spliced from 5 exons. Lineage: Eukaryota; Fungi; Ascomycota; Eurotiomycetes; Onygenales; Ajellomycetaceae. Gene Ontology annotation, cellular component: cytoplasm. The coding region runs from base 213 to 1526 and encodes 437 amino acids. The record is from RefSeq and is a predicted model, not a curated record. Gene Ontology annotation, molecular function: transferase activity.
AAACAAAUCAGUCUCAGGUCGAACAUUGGAACCUCGCUCCGAACACAUCAUACACUGUUUCAUAGAGCUACAGGAAGACAGGAGAGGGAACAGCAGGCAGCGGCAAGUCCUUUUGACCAUAACAGUGUUGGUGAUCUCAAGCUUCAAUUCAAGUUCCCAGCCUUGAGAACCUGCUACCCACGCCCAUCCCGAUAUACUUGAAAUCUUUCUCCAUGCUCCAAGUCCCUCUGAGAGAAUCUGAAAUGGCUUCUACGAAGGCCGUCAUCCUUGUUGGCGGACCUUCGAGAGGCACCAGGUUUAGACCUUUAUCACUUGAUGUUCCAAAGCCCUUAUUUGAAGUCGCCGGUCAUCCCAUCAUCUGGCACUGCCUGAGAGCUGUUGCCAAGGUCCCCGGUAUUCGAGAAGUUAUUCUUGUAGGGUACUACGACGAAACCGUUUUCCGGGAUUUCAUCAAAGACUCCGCCAAAGAAUUCCCCCAGUUCCGUAUCCAAUAUCUUCGGGAAUAUCAGGCCUUGGGUACCGCAGGAGGUCUCUACCACUUCCGCGAUGCCAUAUUGAAGGGCAACCCUGAUCGCUUUUUCGUCCUCAAUGCAGAUGUCUGCUGCUCAUUCCCGCUGGGGGAGAUGCUCAAGCUAUUCGAAGAAAAGGAUGCGGAAGCUGUUAUAUUGGGAACUCGAGUGAGCAAUGAUACUGCCACCAACUUUGGCUGCAUCGUGUCCGACAGCCAUUCCAAGCGUGUAUUACACUACGUAGAAAAACCGGAGUCCCAUAUCUCCAACCUAAUCAACUGCGGUGUCUACCUCUUCACCACUGAAUGCAUCUUCCCUUCCAUCCGCAGUGCAAUCAAGCGACGUACCGCGCGGCCCCGCCUCCUUUCCUACCCAUCUUCCGACAAUCUCGAAUCCUACCAUAUCGUCAACCAGGAUGAAGAGGGCGAAAAACCUGAAGUCCUCCGGCUCGAACAAGACAUCCUAUCCGACCUUGCAGAUAGCAACCGCUUCUUCGUGCACGAGACCAAAGAUUUCUGGCGCCAAAUUAAAACCGCCGGCUCCGCCGUGCCUGCUAAUGCUCUCUACCUACAAAAAGCGUUCCAGUCACAAUCUGAAGAAAUCGCCCCACCCUCUGCGAACAUUGUACCUCCAGUUUACAUUCACCCAACGGCCACCGUCGACCCAUCCGCUAAACUGGGGCCCAAUGUUUCGAUUGGAGCUCGCGCAGUCAUUGGUGCUGGUGUCCGCAUCAAGGAAUCUAUCGUCCUCGAAGAUGUAGAGAUCAAACACGACGCAUGUGUCCUGUACUCGAUAAUCGGGUGGAGCAGUCGGGUGGGCGCGUGGGCACGGGUGGAAGGCACGCCAAUACCUGCCGGGAGCCAUUCGACAACGAUCAUCAAAAAUGGUGUAAAGGUUCAGAGCAUUACGAUUUUGGGUAAGGAGUGUGGAGUUGGGGAUGAGGUCCGGGUGCAGAAUUGUGUCUGCUUGCCAUAUAAGGAGUUGAAAAGGGAUGUCGCGAAUGAGGUCAUCAUGUAGAGUGAUCUAACCAGUGCAAUUUCUGAUCUUGUCAUCUAUGUCCUGUUUUUUACGGCCGUCCAUAUAUUUCCUCUCCGUUCUAGAUAAAUAUUUUUGAGCCAGCGUGGAGACAUGCGAGAGGUUUCUUUUUUCGUUUUUCUCCUUUAUUGAAUGAGAUAUGUUUUUCGUUCUAUCA